AUGGCGCGACCGCGGACGCUCUCGCGCGCGGGGACGUACGGGUCGGACGUCGCGCGACGCGCGCUCGGGACGGAGGCGCACGCGCGCGCGCGACGGGACGUUUGGGCGGUGCGUGUGGUGACGCGAGCGCUGGGGAAGGGGGAGGUGGCGGCGACGGAGGCGACGUUGGAUGGACUCGGGAGGGAGCUGGAGGCGUGCGCGGCGGCGGCGGUGCUCCCGCGAAGAGGCGACGCGAUCGUCGCGACGCUUCGAGCGAUUUCGAGGUGCGGACGGGCGUUUGAGCACGCGCUCGUUGACGUCGCGGACGGGCGGGGGGGGAGGGCGUGGGAGGAAUUGAUCGUGUUGGGGGACGACGAGACGCGCGCGUUGACGAUGCGGAAUCCAGAGGUGGCGACGGCGUAUUUCGAGGCGAUGGCAUGCGUCUCGGGAGCGGAAUUCAGCGCGUCGAGGGUGCUGCGCAAGUACGAGCUACUCGGAAAUUUGGAGCGUUCAUUUUUAAACGACAAUCGCCCCCUCGUGCUCGGUAUCAUGGAGGUGUUUCAGAGUUUAGCGUCGAGCGCGUCGAGCGACGUGGCGGCGUGCGUGCAGCGAAGCAAAGCGCUUCAAAACUUCAUCUCCACAGGUUUUAUCACCAUGUCCGAGCGGCAUGACGACGACGCGAGUGAUGAGACAAUGACGAAACGAUUUUUCGCCUUCGUACUCGCGAUGUUGCGCUCGAAAAAUGAGCGCUUCGGUGCGAUGGCAUUUAAAGGGGUCGAGGAGGCUGCGACCCCGGUUGUGUCGCGCUUGUGCCUCGCGCGAGCGGGUUUGGACGCGAACGCGCUGUACAUUUAUCGAGAGAUCGCGCUGCAGACGGCGGAGUAA
This is a messenger RNA of Ostreococcus tauri, 864 nucleotides long. RefSeq names its product unnamed product. The coding region runs from base 1 to 864 and encodes 287 amino acids. The record is from RefSeq and is a predicted model, not a curated record. Lineage: Eukaryota; Viridiplantae; Chlorophyta; Mamiellophyceae; Mamiellales; Bathycoccaceae. The transcript has a single exon.